Messenger RNA from Saprolegnia diclina VS20, 465 nucleotides. RefSeq lists its product as hypothetical. Bases 1 to 465 code for a protein of 154 amino acids. Gene Ontology annotation, biological process: regulation of DNA-templated transcription. The record is from RefSeq and is a predicted model, not a curated record. Gene Ontology annotation, molecular function: transcription coregulator activity. NCBI's taxonomy places the organism in Eukaryota, Oomycota, Saprolegniomycetes, Saprolegniales, Saprolegniaceae. The transcript has a single exon.
AUGCUGGCGCCGCCAUGGACAGGCCCGACGACAACGACGACGACGACGUCAACGACGAUGGCCACGACCAGCGCGAUGGUCAAUGGUCGCUGCAUGGACUCGCCAGCGACGUUGACGCUCAAGCGCUCGUACACGGCCAUGGUCGGCGACCACGCGCUCGACCUGGCGAGCCUUAGCCGGAUCUUUGCCGCCGUGACGCUCGCCCCCGCCGGGAGCCUCACGGACGUGCGACCUGACGAACGCUUGACCGUGGAGGCCCAUCUGGUGCGGCUGCUGCGCAAGUUUCGUCCCGAUGCACCCGCGCCUGUGCUACAGAAACUGCCCUCGCUCGCCCGUAAGCUCGAUGCGAUUCUCUUCCAGCUCGCACCGACCAAAGCCGACUACAUGGACUGCUCGACGCUCUCUCGUCGGCUUGCGGCCAUUGGCGACGCUGUCCAGAACAAGAAGCGCAAGGCUGUAACCUAA